UACUGUUCCUUUAAAAGUUCAGUCCUUUUAAUACUAGGUUAAUAAUUUGUUUAAUCUGCUAUUAUUUUUUUCUUUGGAAAAAAGAUUGUUCCCAUUAACAUUAGAUUCAUACUUUUGUUUUAUUUGCUACUAUUCUUUUUAUUGAAAAAGUUUAUAACAGUAGUAUAUGUAAGUCGUUCUCUUUCUUUUCAAUUAACUUGUUUUUUUUUCUUGAGAAUACUUUGCAGGUUGCAUCAGUUCAGCAUUUUGUGAAGAUGCCUCGGAAAGGUAGGAGAUCCCAGGCUCAAAAAGUUCGUUGGAGAAAGUUUGACCUGACAGGACAGACUAGUGUCAGCCAAGGCAUUGCUCAGUUUUCUGAUGGACAGCAGUAUGAAGAUGGUGACAACACAUCUAGAGUUAUAUCCGUGCAGGCGUCUCACUGCCAGAGUGAUGCAAGGUAUGAUGUUUUUUCACGAAACAGUCAGUGCACAUGUGUAGCUCUGACAUUCCUUGCGUACCACAGUGAGGGAACUUCAUUUGAACAGCCUGAACUUGACCGGGUGCUAGAGGAAGGUGAUGCUUUGUAUGUGGGCAUUAAAAUGCAGCUUAUGGCUGAAGGAAGAUUCCGACAGGAUCUUCUAAGCAUGGCUGAAGUACCUCUGAGCAUCUCGACUUCUAUACGCAACUACAGCGUCCAAAAGUCAGAAGUGGUGAUGGGGUAUCUUCGAGACAGAGGAACUCAGGAAAUGGACGCCUGGUGGAUUCCUCUUGAUGAAAGACUUCAGUGUCUCUCAUCAGAUGUCAGUCAUGCACUGCUUAUUGUUUCUCCAGAGUGCUUUGCUGUGUUCAGAGACCGAUCUGGAAGAUAUGGAUAUUUUGAUUCACAUUCCAGAACUGCUGAAGGUUGGCCACAUCCUACUGGUGACGGAACGGCAGUUAUGCUAACUUUCACCAACCUGCAUGACAUGACCAACAGGUUACUUGAGCUUUUUUGGAAUCGUGGUCCUCAAGCUUGCUAUGAAUUCAUGGCUGUUUCAUUUGAAAUGGAGCAACAGCCUGAGGAGCCAUGCUCAUCAGCAGCAUGUGUGACACAAUCACAAGUGACUUCACCUCUGCCAAAAACACCAACAACUGCUGACAUCAGAAUCCCUGAAAAUCUUGUUUUGAAAGAUGACAAAAACCCAAGUGUCAUAAAUGUUUUAAAAGCAAACAAGCAGCGAAGAAGAAAAGAACUGCGUAAAAUUGCGAACAAAAAGCAAGAAGCAAGACUUGAGAAAACCGCUCUACUUUUUGAAGUUCGGGGAAAAAAAAGAAGAGAAUACGAGAGAGAGAAAUAUUCCACCAAUUUGCAGUUUCAGAAAAAGAAAAUCGAGGGUACAAAAAAGAAGUAUGACCAAGAUCUUUUUGCUAGAUUCAGAAAGAUUGAGUAUAUGGCCAAGAGGUACAAAACUGAUCUUCUCUUCCAGAAAAAAAAGAAGGACUACAUGUUCAGGAGGUAUAAGACCGAUGAUCUUUUCAAGAAGAAGAAGAAGGACUACAUGGUCAGGAGGUACCACACUGAUGCUGUUUUACAGAAGAAGAAGAAGGACUAUAUGGUCAGGAGGUACCACACGGAUGCUGUUUUACAGAAGAAGAAGAAGGACUACAUGGUCAGGAGGUACAACACUGAUGCUCUUUUCCAGAAGAAGAUGAAGGACUACAUGGUCAGAAGAUAUGCAGGUGAUUCGGAGUUUAGGUCACAUCACAUUCUACGUAGUACUCUCCAAAAGAAACAGAAGUGUCUCACCGAUCCUGGAUUCCAGAUUCUGCACAAGUUGAGGUGUGCCUUAAGGAUCAAGAGAAAAUACAGGCCAUACAUUAGUUUCAGCCAGGAUACACCUAAUUCUGAUGCAAGAAACCAGCCUGUGUCCAACUGCUUGAUUCAAAAGGCCAUAUCUGCGUUUCGCGGUCAAAUUCUGCAUGGUCCAACUUACAUCUGCACAGUCUGUCACAGGACCCUUUUUCCAAAUCAAGUCAAGAUGUGUAAUAGAACACGAUACGUCAAAAAUGUUCAUAUUACAGCCUUUUGCUUAACCGGGAAAUAUGUUCAUGCUUGUGACAGUGCCUGCUCAGUUCCUUGUGCAGUUCCAGAUGAGCGAAGACAGGAGUGGAUCUGCCACACCUGUGACAGCCAUCUGAAGAGAGGAUCCAUGCCUUCUAUUGCAGCGGCAAACAGACUUGAAUUGCCACCCAUCCCUGCAGAACUGCUUGAGCUGAAUGUUCUUGAACGACAGCUUAUCGCCAAAAUUGUUCCUUUUGCAAAAAUAGUUGCAUUGCCAAAAGGACAGCAGCGAUCAGUUUAUGGUGCUGUUGUGUGUGUGCCCUCUGAGAUGGAGAAAACAGUUAACUGUCUCCCAAGGCCUAACAGUGAGUCUCAGCUCCUACAGGUGAAGCUGAAAAGACACAUCAAGUUCAAAGGAUACCAACACUUCCAUACUGUGAAUAUGCACAAUGUGCUAGCAGCACUAACAAAACUGAAAGCGAUGCAUUCAGAAUAUAGGGACAUCUUUAUAAGUGAUGCUGCCACAUUUGAAUUUCUCCCUGAUGAUGAGCUGCAUGACACGGAGGAGAAACAGGAAGUUGUUGUCUCUGAACAGGAUGAGCAGAAUGUCAGCACAGAAGAAAAGGAUGAGCUCAGGCCUGGCCUCACUCUGGACACAUGCAUGCAGCCACUUGAUAUUGGACAGGACUUGCUGUCGUACGGUGAGGGAAUCUUCAGCAUUGCGCCUGCUCAAGGGAAAAAGCCAGUCGGAUUUUCAAGGUUCCCAAAUUGGAAGCCAUGGCCUUCCCCGUACAGUUUCCCACUGGACAGAACACAAUUGAUGAGGCACGACAAGUUGCAUUAUCACCAAGCAUGUAUUUCAAUGCUAGACUGUUCUGCGUGGAUACUCGUUUUGCCAAAGACCAGAGUUAUCUCUUCUUUGCGCAGUUUGUCACUGAAACGCACAUGGCUAGAAACAGCAUGUCUAUCCAGUUGCGAAAGGGCAAACCUGUCACAAAAGAUGGACGUAGAAUCUCCAACAAGCUUCUUCAGGAUGAUCUUGAGGUCGAAAGACUGGUCCACAGCCGUGAUGCAACAAGGUUUAUGCAACCCCUGAGAGGCACUCCAUCUUAUUGGGAGAAAACGUUGAGAGAUCUACAGGCCAUGAUCAGGCAGUUAGGGAAUCCUACUUUUUUUUGCACAUUCAGUGCAGCCGAAAUGCGAUGGCCAGAAGUGAUAACGGCAAUCAAGGCUCAGCAAGGUGAAGAGGUCAACUUUUCAGAGCUUGACUGGACAACAAAAUGUGAAAUCCUCCGAAGUAACCCCGUCACCGUCAUGCGGAUGUUUGAAAAACGAGUGGAUGCAUUAAUGAAUCAUCUGCUUUUGUCACCUGCUCAACCCAUCGGCGAAGUCGAGGAUUACUUUUAUCGCGUGGAGUUUCAAGCUAGAGGAAGCCCACACAUUCAUCUGCUGGCCUGGGUAAAGGGGGCACCCGAAUUUGAAAAU
Molecule: messenger RNA, 3505 nt
Organism: Carassius auratus (goldfish)
Lineage: Eukaryota; Metazoa; Chordata; Actinopteri; Cypriniformes; Cyprinidae
Exons: 2
Coding region: 255-3116 (953 amino acids)
Source: RefSeq, a predicted model, not a curated record